Molecule: messenger RNA, 1098 nt
Organism: Naegleria fowleri
Lineage: Eukaryota; Heterolobosea; Eutetramitea; Acrasida; Naegleriidae
Exons: 2
Coding region: 1-1098 (365 amino acids)
Source: RefSeq, a predicted model, not a curated record
AUGAAGAGUGGAAAAAGAGCACCUCCUCGGAAACACAAUGAUGACAAUCGGAGUUUAGAAAAUACUCUUGACUUGUUGGAACAACUAUUCUCACUCAUUGAUAUGAUACAAGUUUCCUUCUCUAAUAUUUAUAAAGCCAUUUCAAUUCCGAUUCAAUACGUUGGAAGAAAAAUUGGAGAAAAAAGCAGUAAAAUUGGACCCAACCUAUUUGAUACAUUACUUGAUUUAUUUACACCAGUGCAAACUAUCUUUGAUCAAUAUCAAACAUAUUAUGGAUAUUACAGAGGAGCCACUUAUUUUAACCCUAAUGAAUUACUUGUCACACGAGUAUUCAAUUAUUUCGAACGAGUGAUUCAUAAUUUUCAAGAAAAUAUUAAAAAGAAAUUUUCAGAUGAGAAUGUUGGAGGAUUUUCACACUAUGUGUUGAAAACCAUUAUCAUUGGAGGCUUGUUUUUGGUGUGGAGAUUUUUGUAUAUUUGGUGGAGAUUUAAAAAAGAGGCGAAUCAAUCAAGCCAAUUUAAUAGCUCUAAUUUCAUUGAUGGACAUGUCAUUCAAUCAUUUGUGGAUCAAGUGAGUCUUUCACAACAUUUACAAAAGAGGAAAGAAUGGGAACGACUCAGAAGAAGCCCAUUUUCACAUUCUACCUCUGAUCUCGCUUAUUUAAACUCACCUUACUAUCAUUUACAAAGUCCUUACUUUCCCCUUCGAAUUGGUCCAAACUCAACAAGAGAGAGAAAUUUCUUUACCUAUUUUCCCUCUUAUAGAAAUCGAAUUGAAGAUUUAGAAUUCAGAGAAGAAAAUGCGCCACAUCACACUUCUUCUUCCUCAUUAUCAUUGGAUGAACAGAGAACGAACCAUCGAGCUCUCUAUCCUAGUAGUGGUGGCCAUCCUUCUCGAUUUUACAAUGACAUGCUCCGUCACAAAAGUUUGAUUGGAAUGCGAAGAAGAAAUACUCUACAAGGAGAGAGAAAUCCUUCUUUACCAUUCCUCGGACAUGAUACUCCGGUGACAUCUUCAUCCUCAUUACCAAUGCCCGAUUGCUUUGAUGACUACAUUCGUAGUGGUGUUCUCUCUUCAUCCAUCACGGAUUACAUUUAA